Molecule: messenger RNA, 4075 nt
Organism: Zerene cesonia (dogface butterfly)
Lineage: Eukaryota; Metazoa; Arthropoda; Insecta; Lepidoptera; Pieridae
Gene: rdgC
Product: serine/threonine-protein phosphatase rdgC
Exons: 15
Coding region: 1-2094 (697 amino acids)
Biological process (GO): detection of stimulus involved in sensory perception
Cellular component (GO): nucleus; cytosol
Molecular function (GO): iron ion binding; calcium ion binding; protein serine/threonine phosphatase activity
Source: RefSeq, a predicted model, not a curated record
AUGUUUUCAUUAACAAACGGUUGUGGUUGCGUCAACUUUGGUAGUGGACGGCGAACGCGGUCUAUGGGCGACGACUCUUCGUCCUGCAGAAGCUCAGAAAUUGAACAAGAAGUUCCUAAAAAGUUGGGUAGGAGGGUCCUAAAUGGUGAAUGCACAAUGAAGGCCCUUGCACCUUUUCUAAGAUUUUGGAAGAGAGAUGAUGUCAGCAUGACCAAAGCAGAAAGAACGAUGAAGGCAGCCAUAUUAAUACAGCAGUGGUAUCGAAGGUAUUUAGCACGUAUGGAAGUUCGUAGACGAUACACAUGGACUAUAUUUCAGAGUAUUGAAUAUGCUGGCGAACAGGAUCAGGUUAAGUUGUACAACUUUUUUAACGCGUUGCUGAGUCACAUGCGGGAUACCACCGGUCGCCCGUCUUCUGAGCGGACAUCACGUACUGCCUCUGUGUUGGAACAAGUAUUUUCUGAGGAGUCUGACGAAGGCGGUGGCGUGGAUGAAACCGCGCCGCCGAAGUCCACGCGUGGACCUGAUAUUGAAUUUCCAAUGAAGAGGAAAGAUAUUGACUUGCUGAUUGAGGCAUUCCGAAAGAAAAAGCAUCGUUUACAUCCGAAGCACGUAGCGCAGAUCCUGAAAGAAGCCGCUCAAACAUUGAAAAGGUUGCCUAAUAUUAACGUGGCCACAACUUCUAUAUCCAGCCAGAUCACAAUCUGUGGUGAUUUGCACGGCAAACUGGACGACUUAUUGGUUAUCUUUCAUAAGAACGGGUUGCCGUCGGCGGAAAAUCCAUACAUAUUCAACGGAGACUUCGUGGAUAGGGGCAAGAAGAGUUUAGAAGUGUUGUUGCUGCUAUUGGCUUGUAUGCUAACAUUCCCAGGGGGAGUUUACCUUAAUCGUGGAAACCACGAAGACCUAAUAAUGAAUGCGAGAUAUGGCUUCAUACGAGAAGUUAAUCAAAAGUAUCGGCACAAUGCAGAGCGUCUGUUGAAACUGAUAGAAAACGUCUACCGCUGGUUACCACUAGGCACCAUCAUCAACAAUAGAGUUUUUGUGGUACAUGGCGGCAUUUCUGACACCACUGACUUGGACAUGGUGAAAAGUUUAGAAAGGGACAAGUACGCGUCGCUGCUGCGGCCGCCAGUAGCUGAAGGCUCGUCGGAAGCAAUCGAUAAGGUGGAGUGGAAACAGGUGUUCGACAUUCUGUGGUCGGAUCCUCAGAGCAUGGGCGGUUGUGUGGCGAACGCUCUCCGCGGCGCAGGCACUUACUUCGGUCCUGACGUCACCGCGAGCUUCCUGCACAAGAAUAAGCUGAGUUUCAUUGUUAGGAGCCACGAAUGUAAGCCGGGUGGUUAUGAGUUACUGCACGAUGGGAAUGUCAUCACCAUAUUUUCGGCGUCAAACUAUUAUGAACUGGGAUCGAAUAAAGGUGCUUACUUGAAGCUGUGCGGAAAUUCUCUUGAGCGUCAGUUCGUUCAGUAUACAGCCGCAGUUUCUCGAACGAGACGACUGACAUUCCGGCAGAGAGUUGGUCUAGUGGAAUCAUCAGCUAUGAGAGAGCUUCACAGUCACAUAGUGAUGGCUCGAAGGCAACUAGAAGCGACUUUCCGAAGUAUGGACACAGAUCAGAGCGGUUUUAUAUCGAUCAGCGAUUGGUGCACGGCCAUGGAACAAACAACACACUUGGGGUUACCCUGGCGAAUGCUGAAAGACAAGUUGGUUCGAACUGACCCCGACACGCGGCGCGUCAGAUACAUGGAUACGUUUGACUUGUCCGCUAAUAAGUUUGGUCGAAAGUCCGACACUCAAACUGUAGUUGAAACUCUUUAUAAGAACAAGCAAAGUUUGGAAGCCAUAUUCAAGAUUUUAGAUAAAGACAAUUCGGGAUAUAUAACUCUUGAAGAAUUCUCAGAAGCUUGUCAACUUAUCGGUAAGUACAUGCCGAAUCCUUUGACACAAGAACAAUUGGUUGAUAUUUGCCGGCUCAUGGACAUCAACAAGGACGGCCUGGUCGAUCUCAACGAGUUCCUAGAAAGCUUUCGUCUUGCUGAAAAGAGUUUGCACGAGGAGGAACAUCAACUGGCUGAACUGCAGGCCACCUGACAGGAGCUUGACCGCUAUCCGAGCAGGACAGCGGUCGAUAAAGAUGAAACUGGUGUCGAAAUCGAACUACUGAGAAUGGACGAUGACUUCAAAAAACCGACUGAUAAUAGAAGGGUUACUAUCGCCGGCCAAAGUAGCUCCACGGGAGCAGAGGAAAUAGCGUUAAUCGAACGCAUUGAUACCAGACGACCGGGCCUCUUGGAAAGCGACAUGUGAACGUGCACUGCCGAUUUAUGACAUUUUUAAUAACGCUUUAUUGUGCUAUGGAUUUUAAAAUCUAUCGGGGGCUUAUUGUGGCAUUCAUAUUAUAUUGAAUUUCGCUUGAAUAUAUUAUUCGUUGUGAGUACCGAUGUUUAAUGUACUCAUGGAAAAAUCAAUUAAAAUUUAGGAUUUAGUACAUUGUGAGUGCAUAAUAUAUAAAGCAUGUAACUUAGUAGAUUUUUAUUUGAGUACAUAAUGAGCCCUCAGUAGUGAAGGUUUAAAUUAUGUAGGUAGCUGCAUGCUGGUUAGAACAGUCUAAUAAUAAUCUAUUGCAUUUUAAAUCGAGCCUAAUUUUCUUCUUAUGACAUCGAGUUAUACCUUCCUAAUUAAAUGUAGGUUUGCAUUUUAAAAUAUUUGCUAUGAAUUAAGAAUAAAAAGUUUUACUAAAUUCUUAUUGUAAUUUAGCGAUAAAUUAUAAUUUGGUUUUGACUGCGAUCUUGUAUAAUAGAUCUAGGUACCUACCUACUAGUUAUGAUUAUAUUCACUGAUGAAGUAUUUCCACACUGAGAGUGUGACUACAUGAAGAUGCAGCAAAAUAUUAAAAUAUUAUAGACAUAACAGUCAAGUACUACUUAAAAUUUCGUAUCGUGUCGUAAUUUUCAUGCAUUUUAGUAAUGUCUAUUCUAACUUUCGUUUUGAUUUUAGGGAUAUUAAAAUAUCAGAACUGUACCACUGAUAAUACUAUGAACUGUACUAGAGAACCAUCUUCACAAUAUUUAAUGUUAACAAAAUUAAAAGUAGAUAACUACGUACGUAAAUACUUUAUUUCCAAUUGGUGCCAAGUUUACAGAAAGAAAAUUUUUGUUAAGAUAAACAUAAUUUAUCAAUGUUUUACAACAUUAUUAACAAAGGGAACAAAGAUAUUGUAUGAAAACCUUAAUACAUAUAUAUAUACAUUUAAUGCGAUAUUUUUGUACUUAAAUAAAUAAAAUAUAUUUAGAUACAAAUUCUGCAAUUUAUCUUAAAGAUCUCUAAAUUGUAUUUAUGAUGUAUUAAUCAAUUUCGUAAAAUUAACUACUUGGUAGAAUUAUCUCAGUUCUUUUUUAUUACUUAUAGAUUUAUAGAAAUAGUUACUAUACAAUUCGAAAUAAGGAUUAGCCAUUGAAAUGACGCUAUUGAUGCUAUAUCUAGUCGCAAACCUAGUCUUGAAAUUUUCGUACUUACAUAUCUUUAUACUUACUAGAGAUAAUCAUUCCAAUCUAUUUAAUAAAAUGUCAUUUUCCAAAUUACGAUUUAAACUAUAUUGAAACACUUUUUUAGAGAGAAGCAUUGUUAUAUCGCUCAGGAGGAAGAAGUAAUAUGUUGUAGAUUUGUAAUCUAUAUAUUCAGUAUAAUUACGACGCAUUUUUUACCACAAAUCCAUUAAGGCUAACUGUUUACCGAAACACCUGCCUGGUUAAAAAAAGCAAUACCAUGUUUGGUUUUAUUCAUACUACCUUCUAGGUAUAUUAUUGAUAAAUAUGGGGCUUAUAACAAUUCAUUCAGAAAUAAUUUUGUAUUAGUUCUAAUUUAUAAUAUAGAGAGAAUACACUAGAUGCAUUGAAUUCUAGCGAUAUAACAGUUUUAAUCUUUAUAUGUGCACUUUUUAAAACUAUUUACUGUAGGUUAAUGAAAAUAAGAGGAACAACGCAUGUACCACAUUAUAACUAUUUAAAAAUAUUUGCUAAUUUCAUCAUAUUAUGCGUAAAAUGUUUUCGUUCAUUAAAUUGUGAUACUGAUA